Messenger RNA from Rhipicephalus sanguineus (brown dog tick), 564 nucleotides. Its product is annotated as isatin hydrolase. The transcript is spliced from 2 exons. The record is from RefSeq and is a predicted model, not a curated record. Gene Ontology annotation, molecular function: arylformamidase activity. The coding region runs from base 1 to 564 and encodes 187 amino acids. NCBI's taxonomy places the organism in Eukaryota, Metazoa, Arthropoda, Arachnida, Ixodida, Ixodidae.
AUGGAAGAACCGAUUCACGGUGGGACUCACCUGGACUCACCUCUGCAUUUCUAUAAGGACGGCUGGGAUGCUUCUCAGAUACCACUGGAGAGGCUGCUUUUCCUGCCGAUAGCAGCCGUGGACGUGCGACCACGAGUACAGUUGAAUCCUGAGUACCUCCUAUCCGUUGACGACAUCUUAAAGUGGGAAUAUAUUUACGGACGCCUUCCAGAGGGCUGCCUUUUCCUGGUUCACACUGGGCACUCUAAGCACUGGGCCGACCGCAUGGCAUACAUGGGGAUCGACAGGAACGGAGUCAAGCACUUCCCAUCGCUUCACCCGGAAGCCGCGCGCUUCCUAGCCACGAAACGCAGCGUUUACGGCGUAGGCCUGGACACACCAUCUGCCGACGCCGGCGACGGUUCUGCCGCGCAUCGAGCACUGAUGAGCAUCAACGUGUUUGUCCUGGAAAACCUCGUCGGCCUGGAAAAGUUACCUGCCCGAGGAGCGUAUGCCCUCGUGAUUCCGCUUAAACUCGACGGUGCCAGUGGUUCGCCAGUACGCGUGGUCGCUUUGGUACCGUGA